Messenger RNA from Ostreobium quekettii, 411 nucleotides. The record is from the annotation of a GenBank genome assembly. NCBI's taxonomy places the organism in Eukaryota, Viridiplantae, Chlorophyta, Ulvophyceae, Bryopsidales, Ostreobiaceae.
AUGCUGUUGGCAGUGUCUGGUGGCUGGAAAUCGCGCUGUCUCAGCAUCUGGCGGCUGGACCACUGUCAAGAUUGUGACAGGUUGCACUCUGGUACUCUCUGCAGGAAGGUGGCAGAAAAUGGCAGUGCAUCAUACCCCUGUCUGGGGUUGCUGCCUUUGUCCUUUUCGUCGUACCCUGAUGCUGGUUGGAGUCACUUAUGGAGUGAGGUUGCUCUCCAUGUCUGCUUCAGUUUCCCUACACAGUUCAUCUUUGAUAUUCUUGAAUGGUGUUCUCUCCUUACUACAAGGAGCAGUGCUUUCGUCAUACACUGUAGGUUUCCCCUUAUGACCGAAGCUGCUGAGAAGCGCCAAGCUUCUUGCCACAAGAUCACACUGGAUUGCCUUGCUUAUGUUGCCAGCUGCAUUUGUUGA